Molecule: messenger RNA, 5834 nt
Organism: Hemibagrus wyckioides
Lineage: Eukaryota; Metazoa; Chordata; Actinopteri; Siluriformes; Bagridae
Gene: ppp1r9ala
Product: protein phosphatase 1 regulatory subunit 9A-like A
Exons: 20
Coding region: 380-4570 (1396 amino acids)
Biological process (GO): neuron projection development; actin filament organization; calcium-mediated signaling
Cellular component (GO): cytoplasm; dendrite; actin cytoskeleton
Molecular function (GO): actin filament binding
Source: RefSeq, a predicted model, not a curated record
ACACACACGAGCACGAGCGGCGGCGGCGGAGCUUCGACAGGUCUGGAGUUUUCAAGGAGUGAGAAACACACAGGAGUGAGGUGAGGAGGUAGGAGUAACGAUGGCGGGGAAGAAAUGACAAGUUUGAAAGUGUUACACCGGGAACACCGGGAACAAGUCGACCGGCACAAAGGAACAAAGCACCUUUGCUGAAGGGAAUUUGCCUCUCUCUGUUUUUUUGCAGAUGUCCGCCGCCUGUUUGGUCUGAAACAAUGCCCCCGAGAAACUCCGGACUUUAUGGCUUCGGGCGAGUAGGAUAAAACGCUUCAGCUACAAAUAGUACAGCGAGAUCGGAUCAGAGGUUUACUCCUUCAGCUCACUAGGGAGUGUGUGUGAGAAAAUGAUCAAAACCGAGAGCAAAGGCGAGAGGACUCUGAGGAGCGCGUCUCCUCACAGAAACGCGUACAAGGCGGACUUCCACGCCAUCAAGUGCUCCUUUGACGGAACCAAGCCCGACAUCGCCUCCAAGUCCUGUGCUAAUGGCUCCUCCGGUGAGCUCCGUGAGGACAUGUCCAGGGGACGAAACUUUGGCAACCGUGUCAAUAAGAUCAAGAACAUUUUUCUGCAGAUGGAUAGCCAGCAGCAAGAGAGUCAAGAUGGGAAAGCCACCAUGAAGGAUGCGCCUCAGAUCUCACCCCCAGCAAAAUUCCCAGCUAGUGCCACACACAAACCUGGCCCGAACAGCUUGGACCCUCAGAGUGACAGGACCCCAAAAGGAGAGGACCCAGAGAUCGAUAAAGCGGCCUUGGCUGAGAAGUUUUCUGUAACUAGAAAACUAUUUGAGAGGGGUAUAAAGGAUCAGACUACAGUAGAGAGGCAGGCCCCAGGCAGGGCCUCUGGACGCCUUUCCCAGAGUAAUGUGUGUGAAGAAAAGAAAGCGGGCAGGAAACCCGUAGGAUCAUCCGAAAAUGGCAACAACAGCGUUAUUAAAACAGAUCGAAGCCCUGCCUCGCCAGAAAGCAAGGAUGCUGAGAACUCGAAGCAGGCCAAUCGAUUAUUAAAUGCAGGACCUAUAUCGAGAAGACUGGAGAAUUUCAUGGCAGAUAGUGAUAAUGAAGAGUCAGCAAGAACAUCAGCUAAAACACCAGAGAAGGUGUGUAGCCCUACAGAAAAAUCAGGACCCGUGCCUCCUGUACGAAACACCACUCCCAAACCAACUUCACCGUUAAAUGACCACUUUCAAAAGCCAACCUCCCCGACUAAUCAUUCCAAACCAGCUCACUCUCCGACCUCACCAACCAGUGACCCGGCAUCAAAAUCUAGCUCGGUGGUCUCUCAAGCACCUUCUAAGCCCACCUCUCCUACUACAAAAGGCAGUGAUGAGACCUGCGUCCCCACUUCCAGACAUCCGUCCUCAUCAGCUGAUGGUUUACAUAAAUCUUGCACAGGCCCUGAGGAAGCCAAACCCAGUGUUCCUCCUAGGGAUCAGAAGUCGUCAGCUUUUAUCAGCAGUUUUUACAACAGAGUCAAGGGUCCAGAGGCGGCAAAGCACGAGUCCAUUACUUUGCGGAGCUCAUCCGGAGACACGGUACCUCCUCAGUCCCCGCAGAGCUUGGAUCCUGUUGGGGCAGGAGUGGUUCGUGCAGAACUAGUCAGGGUCCAGAACGAAUCAUCCGAAAGCGAGGAGAAUGAGGAGGACUGUGUAUUUGAAGAGCUGAAGCUCAAAAGGGAGCUCAGUCCUGAUGUCCUGAGAGGAGGUCUGACCAGAGAGGCUUUGAGUCCUCCAUCUCCAGAUGAUCUUCAGAAGGUUACAGAGGUCAAGAAGCAGGAAAAGGCAGUUUCUCAGUUACAGGAGGGACAGAGCGAGAAGCUUACAAAGCAAGAGAGUGACCAACAGUAUGAUGAAGAAGAGGAAGACAGUGAGCAAGAUGACCAGGAUGAAAGUGCGAAGACAUCACCAGUGUUUUAUAGCUUUGAAAAUGCAGCAUUUGUGGAUGAUAAGGAGACAGGGCCUGCUCAGAAGGAGGAAGAAGAAGAAGAAGAAGAAGAAGAAGAGGAGGAGGAAGAAGAAGAAGAAGAGGAUGAUCAGUACUAUGAGGAGUAUGAUGAAAUUAUCGGUCUCUCGGAGGAGGAAGAAUGCUCAGCCAGGAGGAAGGUUCGCUUCUCUAGUGCGCCAAUACGGGUCUUUAGCACAUACUCGAAUGAAGACUAUGACCGACGCAAUGACGAGGUGGAUCCUGUGGCAGCUUCUGCUGAGUAUGAGCUGGAGAAGCGUGUGGAGAAGAUGGACGUCUUUCCAGUGGAGAUGGAGAAAGGUGAUAAUGGGCUAGGCAUCAGCAUCAUAGGCAUGGGGGUAGGAGCUGAUCAGGGCCUGGAAAAACUUGGCAUCUUUGUGAAGACCAUCACAGAAGGAGGAGCAGCUGAGAGAGAUGGCAGGAUCCAGGUGAACGAUCAGAUCGUAGAAGUUGAUGGCAUCAGUCUGGUGGGAGUGACGCAGCUCUUUGCUGCAACAGUCCUCAAGAACACAAAGGGAACAGUUCGCUUCCUGAUUGGUCGGGAGAAACCAGGGACCCAGAGUGAGGUGGCCCGGCUGAUCAGUGAGACGCUGGAGCAGGAGAGACACCAGCAGCAGCAGAGACUGGAAGAUCCGUAUGAACAGUCCACAGAGGAGGAUGAACACUACGAGGAGGACGAAGGAGAGGAAGAGGGGAUUGUAAGCUCGAGUUUUGGCAGGAGGUCGAGGGAGCUGUAUGAUUUGCCAGAGAAUGAAAGGAUGUUCCUGCCCUCAAAUAUGGAUGCCGCUCAACUCAGCUUCAAAUUUAAAGAGCUUCAGAUAAAACACAGCAUAGCUGAGGCCGAAAUCAAUGAGCUCAAAGAAAAGCUGAAGGAGUCUGAGAAAGGGCGAAAAGCAUGGGAGGAACGGCAGGAGCAUCUAGAGAAGUGCAUUGAGGAGAACUCUGAAAGAAUCAACUACUUGGAGAAGAAUUGGUUGGAGGCUCAGUCCCUCUGUAAAGCUCUUAAUGAGCAGCUCACUGACUCCCAGAACCAGUUUGAAUCUUUGGACAAGAAAUACAGCAAAGCCAAGAAACUGCUCAAGGAGACCCAGCAAAAAGAAUCUGACUUUUUGAAGAGGGAGGAGGAACAAAAGAAGAUGCUGGAGGAGACGGAAAGCCGUUACAAAGCCCAGGUAGAGAGCUUACAGAAGAAGGUUGAGGCACUGGAGUCCAACAAGAAUACUCAAGACUCUACAGCAGAAAACUGCACUGAAGGGACUCUGGAUUUAGACAACAAACUUGCAGACUCACUUAUACUAGAUAAUGACUGGGGUGAAGCCGUGCCUGAAACUAAGCUUUUGGACACUAGUGUCCAUCGCGCCAAAGGCCUGCUAGCCCAAAAGUCCAGACGACAGCCACCAUCUCGCGGUAAACUCAGAGAGAUUAGCAACUCGUCAGCAUGUCUUCCUCAUGUUUGCAAGGCUGAAGAGGAAGAGUUUCCGGGUCCCCCACAUCGUAGGAGAUCACUACAGGAUAGUCUGUCCUUGCCAGUCAUCUCUCAGACCGCUAAUGGUCAGAAGCAGGAACCUGACACUGCCCGACCUGUGAGCACCUCCAGAAGCACCACAGAGCUCUCCAGCCCGCAGUCUCCCUCUGGAACCAGUACAGAGAGCCCCUGCGUUUCCCCAACAAAAGACUCUUCCUCCUCUGGCUUUCUCCGAAAUGUCAAGAAGAGAGAGUCCAAAGGAAAAGGCAAAGAAGUUAAAGAAGACUCCAGUGACGGAGCAGGAAAAACUAAAAGGCGAUUCCCUGAUUUCGGUGGUCUCAGGAAGUCUGGUGGGAAAGGCAAGAAACAUGACAAAGAAGCAAUGCGAGCAUCAUUGGACAGCAGAGGCUCAGCGGAGCUGCUGGAAGAGUCAGGGCCAAACGUCUCACCCUCGGAGUCCUUGGCGUCCAUCCCAACUUGCAUGCCUUUCUCUUGGUUCGGUGAUAAGGACAAAGAGAGAGACCGCGAGCCUUCAUCGUCUACCAGCAGUCUCCCUCAAACUGCAGCAGAACCCAGUGAACAACAGGACCGCAAGAACAAGACAAAUCUUUCCCGGUCCUCUCUGUUCAUUCGAUCUUUAGACUUGAGCACGUCAGUGCUAGAUGAUUCAAAACCGGACAGUCCGAGUUCAGAGUUAUCAGGGCUAGUGGCAGAGCCCAACCUUUCAGGCCGAACUCACACUAUAACCUUCUCUUCCAAUGAGGAGCUGGAUAAUGAGCCCUGUUCAGUGGGGAAAGACUACCAUUGGCAGAAUCGUCCAGUCUCUGAGUGGACAACUCAACAGGUGUGCCAUUGGCUGAUGGGCAUGAACAUGGACCAGUACACUCCUGAGUUUACUAUACAGGGUAUUGAUGGACUUCAGCUGAUGAAUCUGGACAGUGAGAAACUAAAAGUACUUGGAGUCGCUAGUCAAACUGACCGUGCCAUGAUUAAGAAGAAGCUGAAGGACAUGAAAAAAGCCCAGGAGAAACUGGAAAAACAGCGUGAGAAACGUGACAAAGAAGCUCGACGAAGCGGGAGACUGCCAGGCAACAAUGACUCUAUCUGCUGAGGCCACCCUAAUCUCUCUCAGUCUCUCGCUCUCUCUUUUUUUUUUUCCUCCUCUUUAUUUCUACUUUUCUGAAGCACUGACACACCCUGGUUCGUGUCAAGCAGGCAGCUGACGGCUUUUUUGCUGUUUAAUUCUAACGUCAAUCGCAGGGGGGAAAUGUCACUGCAGUCAAUGUAAAAUCAGUCCAUCGUUAAUUAGUAGGAACUAAAGUGCAGAGCAGGUACAUGUUAUUGUCUGUGCAUCUUGUAGGACCCUUAAUGAAUAAGAAGUACUGCUCAUACCAGAAAACAGCAGAUUUAAGAAUUGUCUAAUUCUUUGCCUGAUGCCUUAAACCUAAAGUGCUCCAUUGUACAACUUUCGCCAACACAAGAAAAAAAGCGAGUCCUAGCUAGGGCUAUGUGAAACUGGUUCGAGAAACACGUCACUGUGGACCAUCUACAUGAUUGAGUGCUACCUUUUAUGGACCAAACAGAUUUUUUAUUGUAUUUUAUGUGCACAACAAAAUAAUGUUUCUUGACUUUAUUUUUUAAGAGAACAAGAUAUUCACACACAGAUGCCACUAAUUUUGGAACAAAAAUUAGUUUUGUUUUUAAAAACCUCUUUCUAUCUCUUUUUACUUAGUACAUGUCUCCUGUCCCUCUGUAUAAACCUUCUUUGCUGGAACUUUGUACAGUCCUCAAGUGAAAGCACUAUGUUUGUCUUUUAACAGGCAAAUGGUGACAUGGUUUUUAAAUGUACAAAUGAAAUAUUUUAUACACCUUAACUUCAGAAGAAAAACAUUAUUGAUUUAAACUUUUGGACACGUUUUCUACUGAGUAGAAUAGCUCAAUAGUGUAAGACCAUUUUGCGAUUUCUAAACAGCAAAAAGUGAAAUUAUUUAGGUGUUGCAGUUUGUUUGACUGCGUUGGUUAUGGUAAUACUCUUUCUCUAUUAAUUGAGCAUCUAGUCAAGAUUUUAAAGAUAAUUGUUUUAGUAUCAAAGCAGGGUUUGGGAUAAAGACUUGAAAUUGAACAAAACAAUAGCGAAUGCUAAAAGUUUUGAUGUAGUCUGGUCAUUCAUUUUCUUAAUUUUAUUUGCAUGUCCUGUCUUAAUCCCAUCUGUUUCAAUUGCACCAAUAUUAGUUAUACAAUUUGCCGAGUCCCUGGAGAAAUGGAUUUUUAUUGUUUUCAAUACAGGACUUUGUCAGACCAUGAGGAAAGCCUAAUAUCCAGUUAUUUCUCUGGUACGAAUGUACAAGCUGCACCAAUAAAUUUAUUUUCACGUG